This is a messenger RNA of Sphaerulina musiva SO2202, 1009 nucleotides long. RefSeq names its product ribosomal protein L13e. Gene Ontology annotation, cellular component: cytosolic large ribosomal subunit; ribosome. The transcript has 5 exons. Lineage: Eukaryota; Fungi; Ascomycota; Dothideomycetes; Mycosphaerellales; Mycosphaerellaceae. Gene Ontology annotation, molecular function: RNA binding; structural constituent of ribosome. Bases 44 to 706 code for a protein of 220 amino acids. Gene Ontology annotation, biological process: translation. The record is from RefSeq and is a predicted model, not a curated record.
CUCAGGUCACGUCGACUGAACACCACCGCCCAACACCGACACAAUGGCAAUCAAGCACAACCAGCAGAUCCAGUACAACCAUUUCCGCAAGGACUGGCAACGCCGUGUCCGCGUGCACUUUGACCAGCCAGGUCGCAAGCAGCGCAGACGCAAUGCCCGUCAGGACAAGGCUGCCAAGGUCGCUCCACGCCCAGUGGACCGCCUGAGGCCCGUUGUCCGUUGCCCGACCAUCAAGUACAACCGCCGUGUUCGUGCUGGUCGUGGUUUCUCGCUCGCUGAGCUCAAGGAGGCUGGCAUCCCGCGCAAGCUUGCGCCAACCAUCGGUAUUUCCGUCGACCCUCGCCGCCAGAACCUUUCCGAUGAGUCGCUCGCCGCCAACGUCGCUCGCCUGAAGGAGUACAAGCAGCGUCUUGUGCUCUUCCCACGCAAGCUCAAGUCGCAAAAGAACGGCGACGCUUCCAAGGAGGAGGUCGAGGCUGCCAAGCAGAUUGGUUCGACCCCCCACGAUGGCAAGGUCAAGCUGUCCAAGCUGGCGUUCCCCAUCGACAACAAGGUUGUCAUCAAGGAGGGCAAGAUCUCAGACUACCCAGCCACCGAGAACGCUUACCGCGUGCUCCGCACCGCUCGCUCCGACGCUCGUCUCGCCGGCAAGCGCGAGAAGCGUGCGAAGGCCAAGGCCGAAGAGGAGGAGUCCAAGAAGAAAUAGACGGCUCAGGAGAUUAUGAUAUGGAAGUGAUGCGAUUCAAGUUUGGCGUUGAGAGGAAUGAGGACAAGUACGAAUCACGGAACGUCUGGCGCAGGAAAAAGUGUCCCAGCAUAGCAAGUCGCAUGCGAACUACGAACUACAUCUUCAAUCACUUCCACUAUCAGCAUCUAUCCACAACCUACCCCAACACUACGUCCUGAAGAUUGCCAUGUCCUGUUUAGCUGCGGUCUGUCAAGAAUCGUCCAACAGUGCUCUUGCAGGACCAACGUUUGAGCAAUUCAAUUGGCGUAUUAGCAAAGCGAC